Danaus plexippus (monarch butterfly) is the source of this 2978-nucleotide messenger RNA. It is a transcript of the gene Hex-A, whose product is annotated as hexokinase type 2. Bases 234 to 1589 code for a protein of 451 amino acids. Gene Ontology annotation, cellular component: cytosol; mitochondrion. Gene Ontology annotation, molecular function: ATP binding; glucokinase activity; mannokinase activity. The transcript has 9 exons. Gene Ontology annotation, biological process: glucose 6-phosphate metabolic process; intracellular glucose homeostasis; glycolytic process. Lineage: Eukaryota; Metazoa; Arthropoda; Insecta; Lepidoptera; Nymphalidae. The record is from RefSeq and is a predicted model, not a curated record.
AGUUACAACCACACAUCGGUGGGAUUAUAUUUUGUUGAAUUACUUUAUUGUCACAAUAUAAUGUCCGCUUUGAGUUAAUAUAACAAUAAUAUUUACAACGUCAUAAAGCGGCCACAGUUUCAAUUUAGAUAAAGACUGUUAGUCAGUUUAUCUAGCUUCUUAUAGAAGGUGUAUAUAAGACUAGAGGAAAUUUUACGUUCAUUAGGCUACAGUUACUUGAGAAGACAUCAACAAUGACGCGGGACGUGGAACUGUCUAAGAUUCGCGAGGAAUGCGAAGUCUUCCAUCUAUCAGAUAAGCAGUUGAAGGAGAUUAUGAGCAGACUUCACAACGAUCUGCUUAAGGGUCUAGGCAAAGACAGUCAUGCGAAUGCCAUUGUGAAGUGCUGGAUAACUUAUAUACAAGACUUACCGAAUGGAAAAGAGCGCGGUAAAUUCUUGGCCUUGGACUUAGGCGGGACAAAUUUCAGAGUUUUAAUAAUAAAUUUAGGCGACAAUCACUUCGACAUGCAGUCAAAAAUUUACGCUAUACCCAAUCACAUAAUGACCGGCACCGGGAUCGCUCUGUUCGAUCAUAUAGCGGAAUGUCUAGCUAAUUUCAUGAAGGAACACAACGUGUAUGAAGAACGCCUGGCUUUGGGCUUCACGUUCAGUUUCCCGCUGAAACAGCUCGGCCUCACCAAGGGUAUACUACAACGUUGGACCAAAGGAUUCUCAUGCUCCGGGGUGGUGGGAGAAGACGUAGUACAAGGCUUAAAAGACGCGAUCGCUAGAAGAGGAGACGUACAGAUCGAUAUAUGCGCCAUAUUGAAUGACACCACGGGGACUUUGAUGUCGUGCGCAUGGAAAAACCACAAUUGCAAGAUAGGACUCAUAGUCGGUACAGGCAGCAACGCGUGCUAUGUUGAGAAAACUGAGAACUGCGAACUGUUCGACGGGGAGCCCGGGAAGCCGGAGUUGUUGAUCAACACGGAAUGGGGCGCCUUCGGUGACGACGGCGCCCUGGACUUCGUGAGGACGGAGUUCGACAGGGACGUGGACGAGAACUCCAUCAACCCGGGGAAGCAGAUUCAAGAGAAGAUGAUAUCGGGCAUGUACAUGGGCGAGCUGGUGAGGCUGGUGUUGGUGAAGUUCACGAGGAUGGGGCUACUGUUCGGAGGCCGGGGCUCCGACCUGCUGUUCCAGAGAGGCAAAUUCUACACCAAGUACGUGUCCGAGAUAGAGUCCGAUAAGCCCGGAGACUUCACCAGCUGUAUGGAGGUCUUGGAGGAACUAGGUCUAGAGCACGCCAGCGAGUCGGACAUGGCGGGCGUGCGCCACGUGUGCGAGUGCGUGUCGCGGCGAGCGGCGCACCUGGUGUCCAGCGGCCUGGCGACGCUCCUCAACAAGAUGUCGGAGCCGCGCGUCACGGUCGGCAUCGACGGCUCCGUGUAUCGCUUCCACCCGCACUUCCACACGCUCAUGUGUGACAAAAUCGCCACGCUCGUACGACCGGGCCUGCAGUUCGACCUGAUGUUGUCGGAGGACGGCAGCGGCCGCGGGGCGGCGCUGGUGGCGGCUGUCGCGUGUCGCGAGAGAGAACUCGCGUAGUUAAACACAAGUACAAACCUUCGUUUAACCGUCAUAAUGCCUACACUUUUUGGACUUAGCUGUUAAAUCAUUUAGUUGUGUAGCCACUGUGCCUGUGUGAACAUCGGAGCUGUCUGAAUUAUUUUUAUAUCGGCUAGAAUAUGGAUAUCUAACGAGCUGACGAGGAAGGUUCGUUAGCUGUUCCCUAUGUGAGUGAAGAUUUCGCUGUAACAUCCACAUCGUACUUAUAAUUACCUUAGUCUAGUCACGAAGUGACAAUUUUUUUUUUUUAAAUUUAGAACGUUUUAAAUCAUAUCCCGCCCGUUUUGGAUUCAAAAGAAAUUUUUUUACCAAGACUGAAAAUUUUAAACGAAUAUGAUAAAUGUAAAUACGACAAUCAAUUUUCGGUUCAGUUCAACAUGUGUGGGUGAUUUAUAUAAUCUAUGUAGUGUUCUGUUCGAUACACUUAAAUGUAGCAAUAUGUUUAUGAAUCUCAGUGAACGCGCUGGUUCCUGCUGCUGUAGGCUUCAUCUACUAUCAUUCCAUUACGAACACCUACACAUUUACUUGUAUCGCUAUAGAUAUAUUAGCUGUAGGUAUUAUGUAUGUAGUGUAAGUACUUUCGAUGCUAUAUAUGAUUGAAAUGGUUUUUUUUUUUUUUUGUUGUUAAAUAUUUUACUGUGAUAGAGCUAGGACAUCGUGUAUCGUCUCCUUUUUUUUGAUUUAAGUAUUAAAAUAUAUGAUUGUGAAGAAAAUAUACAUAUGUUAGCAUUGUUUACAGGAUAAUAUAUAUUUACAAUAACAUCGCUUGUGCUUCAAUCCAUCUACCACAUAUAGUUCCUAGUUAAGGAUAGGUGCAUUUUACUUAAGUUUAGCUUUUCAUUAUGUUUUAUAGAUCGGUUUUAAAUUAUUUUACUGUCAUCGUUGAUGUGUGUCAUUAUAUGAUGUAUAUAACCAUUGUAUAAUGCUAUAUGCCGUUCACUGUGAGAACACACUGACGGAAUAUGUACCUAUUUAAAUCACAUAUAUACUUAAUGAAUUCGGAGUGAUUUUUUUUGUACUUAUUUUUGCUCAAAUUGGAUAUUAAUUUAAUGUACGAGUUUUAUUCAUCAUCUUAUGAAAAUUUCUGCUUAUAUUGUAUAUGUUUGCUACAUUCCACAGAAGCAUUGGACAUUUAUGAGCAGAAAUGUACAUAUCUCAAAUAUUUUAAUGUUGUAUGUAUAAUAUAAUUACAGCUUUUCUAUCCAAUUUGUAAUAUUUACACCGAUGUAUCGAUAGCAAUGUGACUAAAAGUUUUUCUAAAUAAAUAUUAUUUAAAUUAUUAGAAUAUAAAUCAUUCGGAACAUAAGAAAACAACUAGGAUGUAAACAAUGUUACUUUUAAAUAAUACAUUUUUAAAGAAUUUAACAA